AUGUCAAAUAAAGUUCAAUAAGAAUUAGUUGAAACUAUCUCAAAAAAAAUAUUCAAAGAAUGUUUAAUCUAAAGGCCAUCAAUUAAGGAAUUGGUUAAGUUGAUCUUCAGUUAGAAAAAGUACUUCUAAAAUUUCGAGUAUUUAAGCAGUGGCGCUUAUUCUCUUGUCUUAAAGGCUUACAAUUCUAAACAAAAACGCCAAGUAGCUCUCAAAUUCUUAGGGAGCUCAAACGAAGAGGAUAAUAAUGGCAUCGAAUCUUUGAAAAAAGAGUAUGAACUACUUCAAAAAUUUAGCAAAUCAUAAUUUUUAGUUAAUGUCUACGAUUGCUUUUAUUUAAUGGAAGAACAAGAAGAUAAAGAUGAUGAUGGAAACAAUAUAGUCGUUUAAACUGGAGUCAAAUCCUUCUUUGUAAUGGAAAUGGAGCUCUGUGAGUAUAAUCUCAAAUAGCUCCUUGAUAUACUUAGAAAAUAAUAAGUUCCACCUGAGAAAGAGAUCAAGGAAAUAAUAGCGAUUCAAAUGAUAGAAGGGCUUAAUAAUCUUCACGUCAAAAAUAUUAUGCAUAGGGAUAUAAAACCUUAAAAUUUCCUUGUUUGUUCUUCUUAGGAAUAUGGUUUCUCAAUCAAACUAUGUGAUCUAGGCUUUGCAUCAGCUUUGUCUAAAUCAAAAAGUUUCGUGUCUAAGAAAGGAACUGAUGCUUAUUUUGCUCCAGAAGUGGAAUAAGGAAAAUCUAGAAUUCAGUCCGACCUAUUUUCACUAGGCCUCGUUUUAUUAGAGCUUGACAAUCUUAAGACUCUAAAUGAGAAUUGGAUAGAUUUCGAAACUAAAAAAUAUCUGUUUGAUGGAUAAGAAAUACCUAAUGAAAAAUAUGAGAUAGAUAAGAAAUCUAAUAUUUACAAAAUAGCUUAAAUAUGCUUAAAGCAUAGGUAUUUAGACAGGACUACAGCAGGAGAAUUAUUAUCUUAACUCAUCUAAAUGCAUGUCUAACCAUUAAAAUUUUUACUGACUUCAAUGAUAAUAGAGUAAUAAAUACCUAAAUAGGCACAGUAAAUGUUAGAUAAAAAUAAUCAAUCGUAAAAUGAAAUGCAUAAUUAAUUUGACAAGGAUGCUUAGUAAAUUCUAGAUAAUACCAAUGAGAAAAUCCUACAAAAAGAUUCUUGUGCACAAUUUACAAAAGUGGAAAUAUUAUCUAAUCUGCUGAAAAGCCUCUAUUAACAUUAAAAAUAUUAGAAUGACUUUCAAAUUCUUAGCUUUGGAAACUAUGGAAUGGUAUUGGCUACUAAAAAAGCUAUGCUUAACAAAGAAAUAGUGCUAAAAAUACAAAAAAUAGAAGAUGAAUAACUAAUCUAAAAUGAAAUUAGUAUUAUGUAGAAAUUAAAAGAGCCAUUAGUGGUAUAGCUUUAUGAUAGUUACAUAAUUGAAAAUACAUUAGGACCUGAUAGAUACUCAGUCUUUGAAUUAGAAAAAUGUUCAUGUUCAUUAGAUGAAUAUCUUGAAAGAUCAAACAAAGAUGGAUAAAUUAACGAAGAUGAUAGAUUUUAAAUAGCAAUCUAAAUUAUAGAUUCUGUCAAUUAUAUUCAUUCAUUUAAUAUCAUUCAUAGAGAUAUUAAACCAGAAAAUUUUUUGGUUUAUUUAGAUGGAAAAUAAGCUGAAAUAAAAUUAUGUGAUUUCGGUUUAUCUGCUUAAAUUCCAGAUAAUAGUGAUUCAAUUCAAACCAUAGAACCCAUAGGAAAUUUUGGAUAUUCAGCACCUGAAAUAUUAAAUAAAAAGGAUAAUGAACUUAAGAUUUAUACAAAGAAAUCUGAUUCAUAUUCAGUAGGGCUAUUGCUAGCUUUAUUAGAUAAUUAUUAAGUUCUGAAGACAAAUACUUCUUUAAAUUUUGCAUUAAUGACACAAAAGCAGUUAGAUUAGCCUUUCGAAAAAUCUAAUAUUUUAAUUAACAAAAAUUCAUAAAUUUAUAAAUUUAUUAACCUUCUUGUUGUUUCUGAUAGUUAUUAGAGGGCAUCUCUUUAUGAUAUAGUAGAAAAAAGUGAUAUAACAUUCUUUUCAAAUUCAAAAAAAACGAAAUUAAUCCUACAAAAAACUCUUUUGAUGUAAAAUGAUAAAUAAUUAGAGCAAAAUAAGACUAUAGUAAUUUUUUAUCGAAAGGAUUUGAAUAAAAUUUAUAACCACAAUAUUGUUAAGAUACAUUUAAGUGGAUGUAUUAUUGGUAUUGGUGCAUAGGUUGCAAAAGAUAUAGGAACAGGAAUAGCGUAGAGCUAGAAUAUCACAAGUUUGACAAUCAAUUUAGGAUAUAAUAGUAUUGGUGAUGUGGGUGCAAAAGAUUUAGGCACAGGAAUAGCUUAGAGCUAGAAUAUCACAAGUUUGACACUCGAUUUACAUUAUAAUAUUAUUGGUGCAUAGGGUGCAAAAGAUUUAGGUACUAGAAUAGCGUAGAGCUAGAAUAUCACAAGUUUGACACUCAAUUUAGGCUAUAAUAAUAUUGGUGCAUAGGGUGCAAAAGAUUUAGGCACAGGAAUAGCGUAGAGCUAGAAUAUCACAUGUUUGACACUCGAUUUAAGUGGAAAUAUUAUUUGUGCAUAGGGUGCAAAAGAUUUAGGCACAGGAAUAGCGUAGAGCUAGAAUAUCACAAGUUUGACACUCGAUUUAAGUUGUAAUAGUAUUGGUGAUAAGGGUGCAAAAGAUUUAGGCACAGGAAUAGAGUAGAGCUAGAAUAUCACAAGUUUGACACUCGAUUUAAGUUGUAAUAGUAUUGGUGAUAAGGGUGCAAAAGAUUUAGGCACAGGAAUAGCGUAGAGCUAGAAUAUCACAAGUUUGACACUCAAUUUAGGUGGAAAUAUUAUUGAUGACGAGGGUGCAAAAGAUUUAGGCACAGGAAUAGCGUAGUGCAAGAAUAUCACAAGUUUGACACUCGAUUUAAGGGAUAAUUAUAUUGGUGAUGUGGGUGCAAAAGAUUUAGGCACAGGAAUAGCGUAGAGCUAGAAUAUCACAAGUUUGACACUCAAUUUAGGUUUGAAUAGUAUUUGUGAUGAGGGUGCAAAAGAUUUAGGCACAGGAAUAGCGUAGAGCUAGAAUAUCACAAGUUUGAAACUAAAUUUAUGCAACAAUAAGAUUAUUAAUUUAUAAAAAUAUCAAUUUGAAGAGUAAUUAAGAAAUUAAUUAAAAAAAUAAGAAGUAAAAAUUAAUAUAUAUUUCUGA
This is a messenger RNA of Tetrahymena thermophila SB210, 3195 nucleotides long. RefSeq names its product kinase domain protein. Gene Ontology annotation, molecular function: protein binding; ATP binding; protein serine/threonine kinase activity. The record is from RefSeq and is a predicted model, not a curated record. The transcript has 23 exons. Gene Ontology annotation, cellular component: cytoplasm; nucleus. NCBI's taxonomy places the organism in Eukaryota, Ciliophora, Oligohymenophorea, Hymenostomatida, Tetrahymenidae. Gene Ontology annotation, biological process: protein phosphorylation; mitotic DNA damage checkpoint signaling.